AUGGAAGGGGCUGGGGAGGAAGACCGAGUGGUAUUGGGCGGCGACGGCAACUCGCUCGGCAACACGUUAGGCCGAGAAUCAAUAGCAAAAGAAGAAAACAAGGACAGCGACGAUGAUGAUAGCGGCGAUGAGGGUAAUUCAGGAUCCCGCGGGGACUGUAGCUUUGGUGUUGUGGCGGGUGAACUCGGUAGUGGCUCCAGGCAAGCUUCGAGCAGUUGCAGAUGCUGGAGCUCUGGUCUCUGGUUCGCAGCAGCUGUUGUUGCGUCGGCGGAGGUUCGGCGUGGCGGUGCACUGACCGAUGAUGUCGCGGCUGUGGCGCCAGUGGCCGAGCUAUCCUCCCCGUCGUGGGCUCGGUCGCGCUCUCAGGCGCGGCCUCAGUCCAAUCUGAUGCAUACAAGUUUUGCGAAAAUCAGGAGGGCUUUUGGUUAUAGGGUAUAA
Molecule: messenger RNA, 438 nt
Organism: Pyricularia pennisetigena
Lineage: Eukaryota; Fungi; Ascomycota; Sordariomycetes; Magnaporthales; Pyriculariaceae
Exons: 2
Coding region: 1-438 (145 amino acids)
Source: RefSeq, a predicted model, not a curated record